GAUAAUAUAUGCUACAGGGGCCGUGAAGCUUUCUGAAGAAAAUGAGGAGUCACUAAGAAACUAAUCAUGGAAGGAUUGAUCAAAAAAUUAAAGACGAAAAGAUCAAUGAGCAGCCUUGCAUUGCUGAAGCUAACAUGUCUGCUGGUUUUUCUUGGAUGGAUGGUGGUAUGGAUUGUGUUACCUUUGGAAGUUUUCAAGUAUAAUUGGCUUCCCAAACUAGCAGAAUCCUUCAAUCCAACAUACAUUGGAGAGCAAGGAGUAAAUCUUUUCUUCCUUACAUUUCCUGUGAUGUUGAUCGCGGUUCUCGGCUGCUUUUACCUUCAUCUGAAGGAUAAAAGAGAAUCUUCCUUGGAAAGGACUUCAUCACCUCAGACGCAUCUGGCAAUGUUGAGACGUCCUCUUCUAGUUAUGGGACCUCUAGGGGUGGUUACAGCAAUGGAACUCGUGUUUUUGAUUAUGGGGAUCGCACUUGUGUGCUGGCAUUUUGGCCAUUAUUAUUAUGUCAGUGUUAAGCAUCCAUUCAUGGGGCAUGGCCGUGAGCAUCAAAAAAAGUGGCAAAUUACAUUACGGACUGUGUCACUGAGACUUGGUUAUGCCUCAAACAUAUCCUGGGCCUUUGUGUUCUUCCCUGUAAUACGAUUGUCGUCACUUUUGCCUUUGGUUGGUCUCACAUCUGAGUCUAGCAUCAAGUAUCAUAUAUGGAUUGGGCAAGUAGUCAUGAUAACUUCAGCGUUACACAGUGCUGGAUUUUUCAUCUACUGGGCUAUAGUUAGCCAAUUGUAUCUGGCACUUGAAUGGAGCAAAACUCAUGUGUCAAAUAUAGCAGGAGAGAUAUCUUGGGUUUUCUUGAUAGCAAUGUGGAUAACAAGCUUUGCAUACACCAGAAGAAAGUCGUUCGAAGUCUUCUUUUACACUCACCAACUUUACGCCCUAGCCACCUUUUUCUACGUCGUGCACAUAGGAGCUGCCUGGACGAUGCAACUCCUUCCUGGAAUUUACCUCUUCACACUCGAUCGAUACCUAAGGUUCUUACAGUCACGCUCUCGUGCAAGGUUAACCUCAGUUCGCGUUCUUCCGGGUGGGACUGUGGAGAUGACAUUUUCCAAAAGUCGAGGUUUACGUUACAAUGUCGCAAGUAACUUAUUCGUGAGUGUGCCGAAAAUUUCCUCGUUACAGUGGCACCCUUUUACUGUGAGCUCAAAUGAUAACAUGGAACCUGAUAGGCUAAGUAUUGUGUUCAAGACUGGAGGGAGUUGGACAACCAAGCUAUACAAAGAACUGUCAUCUUCUUCUCUAGACAGGCUUGAAGUGUCUGUUGAAGGGCCAUAUGGUCCAGCUUCUACCAGCUUCAUCAAGCAUGAAAGUUUGGUGUUGAUCAGUGGAGGAAGUGGUAUGACCCCAUAUAUAUCCAUAAUUCGAGAGAUUAUACAUCAAUCAAAUACCCAAAAAGGCAAAGUACCAAAAGUUGUCCUUAUAUGUGCCUUCAAGCAUGCGGCUGAUCUCACCAUGCUCGAUCUCUUGCUUCCUGCUGAGAGCUCUCCAGCUGAUCUUUCAAAUAUCCAACUUGAAAUUCAGGCAUACGUGACUCGAGAGGAUCAAGCACAACCUGCAUCCAAUAGCCAGGAUAUGUUAGUUCAUACCAAGUGGUUUAAACCUAGCCCAUUAGACUCACCCAUCACUCCGGUUUUGGGACACAACAGUUGGCUCUGCCUUUGCCUCAUUAUCGCGUCUUCCUUUGUUCUGUUUCUUAUCCUCCUUGCCAUAGUGACUCAAUACUAUAUCUACCCCAUAGAUAAAAACACCAACAGCUUAUAUGACUUCACUAGCUGGGUUGUCUGGGAUAUGUUUCUUAUGUGCAUUAGCAUUAUCUUCAUAAGUAGCAUUAUCUUUUUUAUUCAAAAGAAGAAAAUGGCCGCGUUAGAAGAGAAGCAGAUCAUGAAUGUGGAGGUGCCUACGCCAAUGACUUCUCCAGGAUCUUGGUUAUGUGGUGGGGGCGGGGAGCUCGAAAGUCAUCCCUAUCAGUCUCUUGUUCAAGCUACUCAGGUGCAUUAUGGAGGAAGGCCUAAUCUCCAGAAAAUAUUGCUGGAGUCCAAAGGAGACGAUGUGGGAGUCAUGGCUUCAGGACCAAGGGGAUUAAGACAUGAUGUUGCAAGAAUUUGUUCAGGGUGUGGUGCAACCAACCUGCAUUUCGAAUACCUUAGCUUCAACUGGUGAUUCUGAUCGCGCUGCAUAGUUUGAUUUGCAUGCUUUCUAUACUUGUUUCUUAAUUCUUUCUUUUGUUCUUUUACCAUAUUGAAAUGUCUUGCUUAAGAUUUUGUAUGUAAAUUGCAACCAGGCUCAACAAUUAAAGCAGUAAGUAUAAUUUUUUUGUAUAGCAAUUUUCUCAUGGAGUAUUGAUCUUGAUUAUGGUGAUAUGAGUCAUAUGACGAUUUGUUUGGACUCAA
Messenger RNA from Chenopodium quinoa (quinoa), 2444 nucleotides. Its product is annotated as ferric reduction oxidase 4-like. The transcript is spliced from 9 exons. Gene Ontology annotation, molecular function: oxidoreductase activity. Lineage: Eukaryota; Viridiplantae; Streptophyta; Magnoliopsida; Caryophyllales; Amaranthaceae. The coding region runs from base 67 to 2214 and encodes 715 amino acids. Gene Ontology annotation, cellular component: plasma membrane. The record is from RefSeq and is a predicted model, not a curated record.